Molecule: messenger RNA, 3455 nt
Organism: Strongylocentrotus purpuratus (purple sea urchin)
Lineage: Eukaryota; Metazoa; Echinodermata; Echinoidea; Camarodonta; Strongylocentrotidae
Gene: stxbp4
Product: syntaxin-binding protein 4
Exons: 24
Coding region: 93-2822 (909 amino acids)
Molecular function (GO): protein binding
Source: RefSeq, a predicted model, not a curated record
GAACACCGUAAUCACAAUUUGUAUUUUGGUUUGUUUACCGUUGGAAUGCUCGUUUAUUUUCUCCAAGUACAAGGUUAUUUAAUGGGAGCAAGAUGUCUGAGUCUGUAACAUUGACUGAUGCUGAAAUCAGUGCUCUUGAGAGUAGUUCAUCACCAGCACAUAGUCCACAACAUUUUGAAGAGACAGACACCAUUGUAUUCAGUAAUUGCAAAACAGGAUUAGGGAUCAAGAUUGUUGGAGGUAACGGUGAGGAUGUUGCUGAUAAUGACUUUGGGAUAUUUGUUAAGAGAGUGAUUCCAGGAGGGCUAGCAUCAGAAAGCGGACAUCUUCAUGAAGGAGAUCAGAUCAAGAGUGUCAACAAUGAGAGUCUGAACAUGGUUUCAAAUGAAAGGGCUGUACAGUUGCUACGUAGUGCUUCAGCUUCAAACCGUGUAACACUUGUUGUCUCUAGAGGUCCACAAACAUUGAGGAGGUUUAAGAGGCUGAUAGAGAAUCAGUUAGCAAGACGAUCAUCUGGGCUCAGUUCCAGUUCAGCUUCUACUAGUUAUACCUCAUCAAGUGCUCAUAGACUAGCAUAUCCAGGUUUAUCAUCUCAAGGUUCCUCACCAACCUCCAGUGUAGAAUCAUUCACAUCAGCCGACCAAUCAGACAAUGAUGGUAGAAGGAGAGGUGUACUUCAUAUCAUCGUGAGUAAGGUAUCUGGUCUAGGUCUACACCUGUAUGGAGGUAGUGAUCAUCAGGAAGGUCCAGGUAUCUUUAUAGAUAGGGUCAUGGAAGGAGGAGACUGCUAUAGGGAUGGUCGAGUUCGAGCCCAAGACCAAUUGGUAGCUAUCAACGACCACUCAUUAACCGGAAUGACAUUGAAAGAUGCCCAAGCUAUUGUUACAAGAAUCAGUCUUAGGUCUGAUUUGAAUUCAGUGAGUUUGUCCUACAUUCCCAGUAGUAGAACACCAGUGAACAAAGACCGGGACCACACCCCAAGCUCACACCCAUCGGGUAUCAGCCAGUCUCUCAGUUCCCCUUACCAGUCACCCCAUCCCCAUUCUCAUCAUUCAUCCCCACAACUCAGUGGUAUGAUCCACAGUGAUGCAAGAGGUCAAAGGUCACUGCCUCAACACCACUCUCCUUCUCACCACUCUCCACAUGCCAGAGGGAAUGGUGCUGCUAAUAAUGUCCCUCAUCCUCACAUGCAAGGUAACACCCCUAUACCACAAUCGAAUCACCUGCAGCAGUCUAAUACUACCAGUCACUCAUCAGAAUCUACCAUGAUGGGGGGAGGGGUGUUACCUGAGAGGAGAUCCCCUGCUGUAGGGCAACCGGCCCCUAGCUUUCCUCCUACUCACAUGGAAAUGAAUCCACACUUUCAAGUAACCAAUUCCCCUGCCUUAAAAAUAAGGGUGGCUGCUUAUUAUUCUUUGCCAGGUAACCAAGCCCAGAUGUUUCUACCAUCUGCCCUCCCUCCUCACCUUCAACCUGGUACAUACAUGGAACCUAAGAUGACCUCUACACCAGAGGGAGUGACUACAAAUGGUGUCUCUGACAGGAGAUCAUCGGUGCCCUUACCCCCAGGAGGUGACCCCUCCCCAGUGCUUCCUCCAUACAACCUUAGCCAUUAUACCAACCAACCAAUCAGCUUCUCUGCAUCCUCAUCCCCCACCCAUAGUCCGGUGCCCCGCCCCCAUAGCAGACGACUAUCUAUUGAUCCACAAGUCAGGCUCAAGAUUGAUAAGCUUCAGGUGGCCCUGGAAUAUCUUGGGAUCCAUCCUAGUCCUAGUGAGAACCAGGAACUAUUGAGAAGACUGAGUAUAGAUCAGAGCGGCAUGGUCCCAUAUGGAGAGUUUGUAGCUGUUGCUAAGCAACUGUUUAACAUGAAGCUUGAUGAUAGUAACAUAGGACCAGGAUCACUGAGUCCCGGAGGGUAUGAUGUCACUGAUUUUUCUGCUCCUCCUCCAUUCCAACAUAGAAAGCUCCCCAGCCCCCCUCCUCCCAUACCUCCUCCAGUGGUAGCUCCAGCUCCUGGUUACUAUGCUGAGAUGGAGAAUCUUAGGAAACAGAGAGAUGAUGCCAUAAUAGAGGCAGAGAAACUCCAGCUUCUAGUACUGGAGAGAGAACGAUCGUUUUCUGCCGUAGAAGAUGAACUGCAGAGAAUAAGGAAGCAAGCUCAGGGUGCUAUCCAUGAGAGCAAAGCCUUGAAGUCUAGGGUUCAUCUGGCGGAGGUCGCCCAGCAGGAAGCUAGGAACAUGGAGCUAGACUAUGAAGAGGUCGUUGUCAUGCUGGAAGAUGAACUCAACAAGCUUAGGUCAAAAGUCAAGAAAAUGCCCAGGAACACGCGUCCAGAACCAGUGCCUGAUGGUCCCAAUGUGAGAGAGCUUCAGAACCGCUUAGCUGUGAUGGGCUGUGAGCUGAGGAAGACACAAGCCAGCAAGAGAACCUAUGAAGUAGCAACAGAAAAACUCCUCCACUUUGCUGAAACUGUACAUGAAGAUCUCACUGAGGGGCCAAAUGGAACUCUCAGUAACCGUCAUAACAAGGGAGAGAAUGCAAGACGAGGAACCAAUGGAUUCAGACCGCCUGGCUACCUUGGUAAACAUAAAGGACCUAUUGACCUUGCUACAGAGGCUAAGGAGACUGUAAAAGCUAUCAAGCAACUAGUGGAAUCUGAACCUUUACCACAUGGAUGGGAGGAGACCUACACACUAGAUGGGACAAAGUACUACUUAAAUCAUGUUACUCAGUGCACAACAUGGAUACACCCAUUGUCUGGUGUCAACCAUCUUCCUAGUAUACACGAGAGAGAUGAUCUACCAGAGACAAGGACUUGAAACCAAACAUCAGAUUACCAUCUACAUCCAUUGUCUGGUGUUAACCAUCUUCCUAGUAUACACGAGAAAGAUGAUCUACAAGAGACAAGGACUUGACACCAAACAUCAGAUUACGAUCUACACCUAUUGUCUGGUGUCAACCAUCUUCCUAGUAUACACGAGAGAGAUGAUCUACCAGAGACAAGGACUUGAAACCAAACAUCAGAUUACCAUCUACAUCCAUUGCCUUAUGUGUUAACCAUCUUCCUAGUAUACAUGAGAGAGAUGAUCUACCAGAGACAAGGACUUGAAACCAAACAUCAGAUCAUCAUGUACAUCCAUUGUCUAUUGUUAACAAUCUUACUAGUUUACACGAGAGAGAUGAUCUACCAGAGACAAGGACUUGACACCAAUCAACAGAUCACCAUCUACACCUAUUGCCUGGUGUUAACCAUCUUCCUAGUAUACACAAGAGAGAUGAUCUAUCAGAGACAAGGACUUGACACCAAUGAACAGAUCAUCAUCUACACCUAUUGCCUGGUGUUAACCACCUUCCUGGUAUACAUGAGAGAGAUGAUCUACCAGAGACAAGGACUUAACACCAAUCAGCAGAUCUCCAUCUACGGUACAUCCAUUGUAUGGUGUUAACCAUCU